ACCUGGUGUAAGGCGUAAUCGUAAGAAGCUUUUUAUUAUAACAAUCUUUCAUCAUACCAGGCUCUCCGUUGUAUCCUUACGCAGACUAAAGCUCAGACAUAACAAAGCUUGCGCUAGGUUCGAUAUAAAAAUAAAAUGCUAAAAUGUUAUCCUUAAACUGUUUAAUAUUCGAAAGAUCCGACAUGAAUAAUUUUAAACUGUAUUAAGUGUGCUCUUAUAAUACUCUUAGGCGCGAAAAAUAAUAAACAGUGAAUAUUUAAGAGUUGUCUUUUUAAUCUUUUAAUUGAUACUUUCGUCUUUAACUUUGUCCAUAUCUAUGUAUUGUAUUGUUUUUUUAUUUAUUUAUUUAUUUUUUUAAAAUUAAAUACAGAAAAUGAAAACUAUCGAUAAUCGUUUCUUAAAAAAAGAGUACUACACAAUAACAUAAAAAUAAUAAAAACAAAAUGGAUCGGCCCUCUUGGCUCAAAUUGAUACUCAAGCGAAUUGAUUCCUUUUUGACAGAGGAACGGACUUAUUAUUGCGGAGUGACCAUUAUUAUUCAAAACGACACAGGCGACUGAACAUACCACAAUAAUUUAGCUUUAGAGAAGUUUUUAAUGAAUAGCGAGUAAUACCACUACAAUACAAACAAAAGCUAUUGAAAGUGGUCUGACUCUGACGUACGUCUGUUCACCCCUAUUAAUGAUUGACGUUUUAUAGCCAGCAGAAGUAAAACUCAGGAUUGUGGUUCAUUUAUUUGUAUGAUCUGUUUUUAUGCGACGUUUCAAAGUCGUUUUCUCUGCCGAAAACGUAUCUAAUGUUCUGCAUAAUUUAAAAUUUGAAGAUGGAACGUUUUAAACAAGUGAUUCGUAAUGUACAUAGGCGCAGAGUAAUAAAUAUCAACAAUUUGGAUACAGAACUAAAUAGAUGUUUAAAUACGUUUGACUUGACGAUGGUAGGGGUGAGUUAUACGUUAGGCAUUGGUCUGUAUGUCCUGAUUGGAACAGUUGCCAAUACAAUGGCAGGUCCUGGUGUGAUCUUAUCGAUAAUUAUAACAGCUAUAUGUGCCUUAUUCUCUGCGUUGUGUUACGCUGAAUUUGGUUGCAGAGUGCCAAAAGCUGGUAGCGCAUAUCUUUACGCCUACGUGACUGUCGGUGAGAUUUGGGCUUUGGCGAUAGGCUGGAACAUGAUUUUAGAAUAUAUGGGGUGUGUAGCCGGAGUCUCCUCAGGUUUUGCUGGAGCGAUUGAUGACACUUUUGAUGGCGUCAUCUACAAUUUAACUGUAGACAAUCUUAUGGGCGGACAUCCAUGGACGUCUCCAUACUUUGUUAAAUACCCAGAUAUAAUAGCCGGACUUUUGGUUUUAACGAUCUCAGUUGUCCUACUGUUUGGCGUUGAUAUAUCAUCAAAACUAAACAACAUUUUAGUUUUCAGUCUAGUUAUUGUUCUACUAUUAUUAAUUGGGUAUUGUUUGAAGUUCGCGAACAUUUCAAAUUGGACAGACUAUGGUGGAUUCUUCCCAUUCGGACUCGUAGGUGUAUGUGAGGGCGCAGCUCAAAUGUUUUUCCUCUUUGCUGGCUUUGAAGUUAUUUGCAUAUCAAGCGAAGAAUGUAAAAAUCCAAUCAAAAGUUUGCCUAUUGCAUUGAUAUUAACAAUUGUCGUUAACGCAAUUUUUGGAGUAAUAUCCGCUGUUUGUCUCACUUUAAUGGUACCCUGGACAGAAAUUGACAUAAAGUCUCCUUUUCCCCAAGCUUUUCGAAAAUUCCACGAAAUUGUGCCUACAUACCUAGUAACCAUUGGAACUAUUAUUACAAUUUCUGGGACAAUUCUGAAUGCUUUACAUGGGUUAUCAAGACUCAUCUAUUCAAUAGCAUCAGAUGGACUAUUGUUUCCUCUGUUUGCGCGUCUCUCUGAAAAUCUAGUUCCAGCGAUAACAAUUGUAAUCGUCGGGAUAACCUCUUGUAUAUUGGCGGUAUUUCUCAGUUUUCGUACUCUAGUUCAACUCCUGAACAUUGGCAGUAUAGUAUCAUAUCUAAUCAUAGCCAUCUUAUUGAUUGUUAUCAGGUACAGGCCUGUAGAAGAAAAUGCGAUUUUUUAUCGGGAAGAAGAGAAAAAAGAAAACGUUCAAACUGAUUCUGUCGUAGGUGGCACACUUAAGGCCCAAUUCAAAUUUCUUAAGUUCCUUCAAAGCGAGAUUCCAGGGCGCGUUGUGGUAGCCUCUCUUACAAUGUAUGUCAUAUGCUCCGGAUGCUUCUUAUUUCUUAUUUUUCAUUCGGAUCGGAGCUUGGGAGUCCUGCAUUUAGUUUUUCUUGUUGGCGCAUUCUUAGGUUUCUGCGUGAUUCUGCUCCAUAAUCAAAACGAAGAAGAACCACCAUUUAAGGUGCCGUUUGUACCGCUAGUUCCUGCGAUUUCCAUAGUUUGCAACAUGAUGUUGCUUGCUAAUUUGUCGGGAUUAACGUGGAUUCGCUUCGUAGGUUGGGUGGCGAUUGGUAUGGUGAUCUAUGUUGCGUAUGGGUACAGUCACAGCACUGUAGGACGUAUGAACGAAGAAGAGGCAGAAGCUCUCAAUCCGUACUCUUGUAAUUAUGACACUGAAGAAAUUACUGAAUUUGGAACAAUACCUUUGGACUGUCUGUCACUAGAAACACAAAAGUAAAAAAUGAAAGAUAUAAAAUGAGAAAUAAGCUCAAGUUAUGAAUCUUCAAAACUAUAACCUGGUGUGAACUUUUCAAAAAUUUCAGUAUCGUUUAAAUUAUGUAUUUGAAAAUUUUCACAAGAUGGUUUAUAUUCAUAUAUUAUGUGUGAUAAUAAUUAGCAUGUCAUUAAGAAGCAAUCGCCUUAUUGGUUAUAUGAAAUUAGGCAAUUUUACUAUGGAUAUAUUAUUUGACGCAUGAAUGCAAGCUCAGUAUCUCUUAUACUAAAAGUUAAAAAAAUAUAUCGAAAUAAUGCCACAGCUGCCCCUUCGUUUAAAAUGAAAAAAUAAUGGUCACUCGUCUUGUGUGUGUGUUUCUCGUGUACUCUGGUAAAACAUACACUUUCUAUUUUAAGCUUGCUUCUUUUAUAGAUGCCAUCUAAGACCAUCCUACAGCCUACUAAUUCCAAAUAAAUCUCAAAUCCUAGAUGCGUCACUGAAAUUUAUAUCACACUCGCAUUAUUCACAUUCAUAAAGGUUCAAAAUAAAUGUAUAAUUUACAAGACGGUUUAGUGUUAAAUCAUAUACCGGUAAUAUACUGCUAGGCCAUAUUAUCCUUAGAGAUUAUAUUAUAUAUUUAUUACGUAAAGCCUAACUAAUCUAAUGUCGUAAUUUAUUGACAUUUUUCCGCAUAGAAAACUCCCCAAGUCAGGUCUUUAUUACCGAUAAUCUUCACUUUGUUCUUCCAUACGUCAGUCCAAUCGUCAACGAAUUGUUGGUCAAAUUCCUGAAACAAAAAGUUAGUUAUAUAUCGAUAUAAGUUUAUUCAUAUUAGCCCAAAUAAUACGGUUUCGGCUUGAAACACAAGACUUGUGCGGAACGAUGUUCUAGUUGUUAUUUCAGUCGUCCGAUGGUCGACGACUGUUAGCACAAUGAUAAUGAUAAUGAGGAACAUUUUUAACAUAAACUUUUGUCAGUGACCAUUACUAAUAGCUCAGUUGGAUCAAAAUUUACAAAUAAAUAAUAUGUAGUUACAACCGUUACAUACAAAAG
Anneissia japonica is the source of this 3664-nucleotide messenger RNA. RefSeq names its product cationic amino acid transporter 4-like. The record is from RefSeq and is a predicted model, not a curated record. The transcript has 3 exons. Gene Ontology annotation, biological process: amino acid transport; transmembrane transport. Gene Ontology annotation, molecular function: amino acid transmembrane transporter activity. NCBI's taxonomy places the organism in Eukaryota, Metazoa, Echinodermata, Crinoidea, Comatulida, Comatulidae. Gene Ontology annotation, cellular component: plasma membrane. The coding region runs from base 824 to 2635 and encodes 603 amino acids.